This is a messenger RNA of Aspergillus piperis CBS 112811, 1056 nucleotides long. RefSeq lists its product as uncharacterized. Bases 1 to 1056 code for a protein of 351 amino acids. Lineage: Eukaryota; Fungi; Ascomycota; Eurotiomycetes; Eurotiales; Aspergillaceae. The transcript has 3 exons. The record is from RefSeq and is a predicted model, not a curated record.
AUGCUCGGCUCUUGGGGUCUAAGCCCCAGAUCUACAUCGAGAUGGGCAGCGGCUGCCGCAGCGGCGUCUUUCCUGCUCGUCAGCCACGUCGCAAACCCCGCGACAGCGUUGUACGUGAGCGAAGGCUCCCCAUGCUGGGAUGUCUGUAAUGACCCCACCAACACCACCACCUCGGAGAUUGUCUGCAUGGACGCGGCCUACAACGACACCACGACUGGCAAGAACUUCAAGGAAUGCGUCUCGUGUGCGCUCAACAGUACCUACACUGAUCCCAGUGGGUUGGUGACGGACGUGGACUGGGGAUUGUAUAACCUCCGCUAUGCGUUCAGCGCCUGUAUCUACGGUUACCCGGCGGGCGUCGACAGCGUCUCGUCGCAGUGCUUGGUUUCCUGCCAAGGACUAGACAGCGCGAUCGAGUUCGAAUUGCUCACUCCGAACGAUAUCAAUCUUCGCGCCUGGUGCUCUACCUCCACGUUUGCCGAUAAUCAGAUAGACACCUGCGAGUUCUGCUACAACUUGACCGAAACACAAGUGCUUAUGGCAAAUUGUGAGUCAAUAGUCAUCGAAGCCCUCCGCUAUGACUGCCACUUUCCCGUUCCGUCCCAAACAGCCUUCCCGAUCAGCCCGUCGUUGAUUUUUGCCCAGGAACAAUUACCUACCUAUAGCAGCGACCUGCUGGACACGCCCAGCGGGGGCGGGGUGAACUAUAAAUUGGCAACUCUCAUCGGUCUGCCGCUCAUGGGUUUCGUGAUUCUCCUUUUCAUCUUGACUAUCGGCUGUGUACUCGGCAUCAGCUGGUGGCGACGCCAAGAGCGUGAGGACGAGGAGUUGCGCCAGUGGAAGGCCAUGGCGGCGGAGAAUCCGUGGAGCGAGUACCCGCCGCCGGAGAUGUACUCGCAGCCGCAGCAGAUCACGCAGUACGGUUCGGGAUUCCAGGUCGUGGAUACUGAUGGUCGCACUCAUGAGGUGGGGUACUCCAAGCAGGUGAUGAUGAAUGUGUCUGAAGAUAAGGGGAAGAGUCCGUCGCAGGAGUAUCCGGGGGAGUUGAAGCUGUGA